Molecule: messenger RNA, 11118 nt
Organism: Hippocampus zosterae (dwarf seahorse)
Lineage: Eukaryota; Metazoa; Chordata; Actinopteri; Syngnathiformes; Syngnathidae
Gene: fancb
Product: FA complementation group B
Exons: 8
Coding region: 142-2631 (829 amino acids)
Biological process (GO): negative regulation of double-strand break repair via homologous recombination; interstrand cross-link repair; positive regulation of double-strand break repair via homologous recombination
Cellular component (GO): Fanconi anaemia nuclear complex
Source: RefSeq, a predicted model, not a curated record
CAGACACUUCCGGGUUGGCGCGCGCUUUCGAGUGACACGAGCCCGAAAGAAAGUCACUAAAACGCUUUUAAAACUACAAACACGAGACUCACAUUAUAAACCCAAUGGAAAUUACACCACUCAUGGUUGUUUAAAUACAUCAUGAAGCGCGCCAUUUCGACUUUGAACCAACUCUCGUUUUGUGGUAAGAUAAUCACAUUUAAUCACGCCUUGAGUGACAAUCGAGUGAUAAGCGAGUUGACGUGCCGUGGCUUUUCUUUCCAACCGGAGCAAGCGGGGUUCCUGCAGACAUCACAAGGAGCGGCUGUCAUCAGCCACCAAAGUGCUGCACGCGUGGACGCCUUCAUAAAGUCCAAAAGCGUCUUGUGUGUUCAUAGCAGGACCACCGCGCCGUGUGUCCUUGUGGCAAAAAAGAACAAGAAGGCGGACUUUUUUCUCUAUAAACUUUUUACUGUCAAUGGAGCAAACCAGCUGGAGCCCCGCGUUGAGUUCUCACUCCCUUACAAGCCAAGUGGGGACAUUUGCAUUCUCCAGGGACCGACAGUGUUGUGGACACAUGCUGAUGCUGUGUUUCAUGCAUCAAGUGAUUCAGGAGGGAUCAAACGGGUGCCCCUCCAACUGUCCCAUUGUCUUAUCGGUGAGCUUCCCCUCUAUAAGAGACAAGUGUUCAUACUGGGACAACAACAGUGUUCCACUCAGCAAACUGUGGCGUAUUUGCUUGGGAGCGGUCUCACCUUUGACGGCGCUGUGAUUUUACCUCCCCCUUAUAUUUGCAUCACAAAGUGCAUCUCCGUGCUGUCAGCCCACCAAGCAGGCAGCCUGCUGCGCUGCACUGUGCUUGCAGCCACUUCCAAUAAACAACUGGUUUAUUUGGAGAAUGGCGUGGUUGAAGACACAUGCGCACUCCCGUUCGAAAAACCAGAAGACAUACAGGUGGUCUACACCGGAAGAAAUGGAGUCAUCUUUGUUAUAUCUUUCGACGGGGGCCAUGUGUGUGCUGUGUGGAAGGAUACAUUUCAAAUAGCCGCCCAGUGGUCAAAUGUGUUCUCUGUGCACGUGGAUGACUAUCUCGGAUGCGGUACAGAGCAGAUAUUGUUGAUUUUUAAGGAUGAUUGCGUAUCGGGUCAGCCGCUGGAACAUUUCAUCAUAACUGACCUCUGCGGAAUCUCCUUUUCUCGUGGCGAGCACAGCGGCGCAACGGUGAAGACGCCUCCUCCGCCAGCGAACCAACUCCUCACAAUUCAAGCUUUGGAGUCCAGACUGCAGAGUGGACUGAGUGUGCUGCAAGAGCUUCAAGGAGAAGUGAGAGUGAAGGACAGAGUUGUGCAGCAGUCAGUGCGAGCGCUCACUGAUGUGGUCCACCAUCGAGAGCCGAAGCUCACACAGCCAGAGCAGGAAGCACUCGUCGCUCUUUGGGAGAGUGAUGACGAGUCGAAGGACGAGGCCGCUGAUGACGAGACCCAAGCCGUGCCAGCGCUGCCCUGCAGACCUCACGUUGACAAGCUGUGGCAUCGCGUCGUCGACGCACGAAUGGUCGUGGGAGUGAUACUUGCUGCCGGCGGCUCAGUACCAGCGGUCGGCACGAGCUUAUCCAUCUUGACAGAGGCGGGCCACGGCUCCACGCCCGCAGCCAUCCAAACUCAAAGCCAAGCGCUGUGGCUCCCCGCGCUCGGUCCCUCACCCUCCGCCUCCUCCUUCUCGCCCGCCACCUUCCCUGAGCCGGCAGCCAAAAAAAGCAAGCGGCACGACGCAGGCGGCUCGAAUGAUCUCAACACGGCCAGACUCGCCGUGACUGCCGUGACCAGGCUGGCACCUCUGCUGAACUCUGGCUGUGUCAAGUGCAAUGUCAUGCUCCAUUACGCCCCGAGACGAGACGCUUCAGUCCUCGCCGGUGUACCGUCACCGAUUGUCUACCAUUGUGGUCAACUCACUGUCGACAUUCACGCAGACUUCAAAAUUCAACUGUUGAACAACCCUGAGCUUAAAACAGACGAGGCUCAGGAGGACUUGCUGUGUCUGCUGGCGGUGCUAGACCACUGGGUCUUCCGCAUAGACUCUCCCAAUCAUAGCUUGGGCGAUAUCGACGGCUGGCUGCAGAGGAGAGUGGGCUGUAAGAGGGUAGAAGUGAGCCCUCGGCAUCGAAUGUUUGCUUCUCAAGGACUCUCUUCUCUCUCGCUGCUGUGCUGGCGGCACAUCAGUCCGUUCCACGGGGAACUAACGGUCCACUCGAGUCAAUUGCAGAUGCUCCAGCAUCUGGAUGUCCUGCUAGGUUACCUACCAGCAUCCUGCUCCAUCCAGCACAUCCGAGGCCUAAGAGGAGAGGGGUCAUCUGAGGUACUGGCUUUGGCUUUGGAGAAGGAAGUGGCAUCGCUACGGGAAUUUGUGUCACCUCUGCUGCGCGGGGAGCAGGAAGGUGAGGAGAGGGCGAUGGGGUCCAAGGAGAUCCCCGAACCGGGCACGCCGGAAGGCCUCCAGAGGUGUCGACUCGCCUGGCAACGGGACGCGGAGAGGAGUAUGCGGAAUUUGAACCCACGUGUGGAUGUGAGAAGGUACCGUGAGUUUAUUCAAAAGCUGACGGAUGCCCAACUUGAUGGGGAUUUAGCAGCUCUCAUGGAGACUCAGAUGAAAUAAUGCUAUUACUGCUGGAAAAAAAAAUCUUAUUUGGCCUCCAAGAGCAAACUGAUGCUGACUUGAUUCCAUUUUAUUAUCACAUCCUGUCUCCCCUUGAGCAUAUUUCCACUUGAUCACUUCCGAGGUGCCAUCGCUGCAAUCUGCUGCACACUGCUCGUCUUAAUCCUCUAGACUUUGUGUCCCCACACUAUUUGUUGAUGCUCUCUAGUUUCACCCCAAAGUGAGAAAUGACAGUGGGAGGGUGGCGCAAUUGCACAAGGGAAAGCUUUUACUUGUUCUUCCACCUCACGGUUCACUCGUUUUCUUUCUGGUGACACGAUGCAGUUUCAUGUACGAUGCUGCUGUGAAAUUGCACAAGAUGUCUUCAGAUUGACCGAACCAGAAGUCUAUCAUAAACUGACCAAAGGGGACUCAUACAAAUACUGCAUAUGUUUUUUCUCUACCCAAGCCUCACGUCUCACUAUUUUUUUCAUCGAACAGAAUGAUUUUUAAAAUGAUGGCACAUUAAAAGAAUAUCAUAGCCGAGAAAAGAAGAAGCACUUUACUUAGUAAUUAUAUUAGAUAGUCAUGAUUUUUAUUUUUUUUGGUACAUUUGCUGGAUUAUCAAGAUCAUUGCAAUCAACUUUAUGUUUGGAACAUCGAAUAUGCAUGCAUUGAGGAAGGGUGUGAAUUAUUUUGGAUGUCAAACUUUUUCUCAAAAUGUGACAAAAUGACAAAAACAUGUCUCUUAACACAGCGUCCAUCUCCUAAAAAUAAACUAAGAUGUGCAUAAUAAUAAUAAUAAUUAAUUGCGUUGAAUUGAUUUGUCAUGGCCAGCAAAAAUUGGAAUUGCAAAAUGGAGUGCGCUCUACUUUCAUUUUCAACUACUGGGAGUUGGUGACCUGAAGAAGUAGAACGGGUUGUGACUGGUACGGAAAACAGGAGUUCCGAACAUUCAAGAUUUUUCUGUUUCAUUCAGAAAAUUGCGAUAAAAUGUAAUGAUUAAUUAACAGCUAAUUUUCUGUUAAAUCAAUCCAGCCCGUGUGUGCAUUUUGCCCAGAGUUAGGCUCCAGCCUCUUCUAACCCUGAACAGAAUUAAGUGGACUGGGGAAUUGCCAUUCCUAGAAAGAAUAAUUUGCUACUCGUUCGAUGAAUGAACCAAAAUAUUAACAAAGGCUCUCUAUAUGACGCAGUGAAGUUCCACUGCAAACAACAACUACACAAAUCCAAUUCAAGACCCUUGUAUCUGUACCAUAAAAGCAAUAUGUGCAUCGGCACACAAAGAUAUUAAAAAUGAAUAAUGGGUCAAAUGCGUGGCCUCCUGUACCCAGACUGAUGUCCUAAUAAUAGUAGCAUUAUAGUCCUUACAUGCACAACGCUAAACAGUGUCCCGUUUUCAAAAUGAAUCGUGCAUUUUUUUACGUUCAGCCUGGAAUUGAAUUUGAAAGCCAACGAUCCCUGACCUUUUGUCCGCGGUGUAUCUUUCAUGCAGUAGUGAUGGUAAAAUAUCAAAUCAUGACUGUUAUUUAGGUCCAUAUGGAUUGAGAUGCUCAACAUGUCUGCAAUGUUUAAAGAUGACGAGAUGAAAUGAAGGGUAUGAAGGUGUUGUCGAAAAGGCUGGGAAAGUGCAUCUGACUCCAGGGGAAAUUCUUCACAGGGGAAACCUUGCAGUUAGGACGAGAAAUAGUUCUUUUGUGACAAGGAGUUCUGGAACCUUUCCGACACACUAGAGUAGAAGAGAUGAUCAAAGUUGUGGCAGCCAAGCCUGUUUUUCACAAUAGUAGCUUGUUGGUGUUAUGGGUACGCAAGGAAAUGGGGCGCUGAGAAAAGUUCUGAGGGCUGCAUUUCCUUUGCCACUGCAAACCGCGUGUUCAACUGGUUGUACCGUCCUAAUUUUCCCACGGUAGUUUCUUUUUAAUUUACUGCACUAUUCGUGUUGAGCCACAAUAGCGUUCAUCUUCAAUAAUGUACAGGCGCGACAAUUUGCUCUCAGUCUCUCCUUGGCCUUCUCGAUUGGUUGCUGUUGCCAUGGCAACUCUCAUUUCUCACCUCUCCUUGCUCACAAAGCCCCCGCCCCCUCCACUCUUUCCCUCCGUACACCAAAGUUGUUUCGAUCCUCAACGCAAUUAGCAGCUGAAACUAAUUUUUCUUUCAGGCGCUGUCACACGCCGUAAUGACUCCCCCCCUACCCCCCCUACCCCCCCUUCGCUUUACAUAAUUUAAAAAAUAUUAAUGGGCUGUUAUGUAAACUUGGAAGUGAUUGGUUUUCUACAUGAGGAUUAAUGUUAUUGAUUAGUGUACAAUUCCUGUCAUUUGGGCCGGGUGACUCACGCAGGCUUGCAUAUUUAUGUUCCAAGACUUUGUUGUAUUUGCUCUCAAUGCAAAUACGACCCCUAUAAAGAGCUGCACUCACCUGUAUCCUUAUGCGUUGUAUAUGCUGUAUAGUCACGGCUUUUGGCCAAGCACAUCGCAACAUACGUAUUUAUGAGCCUUUUUUUUACACCAAAUUGGCAUUCUGCUGUUUUUGCAACCAGACGCGGGGAUUUUCCAUUCCGAUCAUACUUGAACCGGCACAAUGGUGAAGGUCUAUUAUUAUGCAUUGGAGGAAACCCACCGUCAGAUAAUAUCCACACUACCCCAGGCCACGCAGUCAUCCAUGGCUCGCGUCAUCACCUCGGUGAGAUGAGAGUUUUUAUCUGACCCGCCAUCGGGCCAAAGCAGCAUUUGUCUGUUAUUUUCCACUGAGAUCUCACACGACAGAAAAGCAAUAUAAAGUGUAUCUCUCUUUUUUUUCUUUUUUUUCAUAAAUGCGUAUGGUUGGGCUGACCUUCAAUGAGGUGAGAGAAAAAUGAGGCAAAUGUGGUGCCAGUUCUGUUUAUUGACGUUCAGGCUGAUAAAUAAACAUUUUCAAUAGGAGCAUUCAAAGAAAGAGUUCCUCAGGUCCAUUAGCAGUUCUAUAGAAUACGUGCUAGACAGUUUCAGUGUCGUCCUUUCCACCUUUCUGCGGUACAGAACUGUACGUCUCCAUCCGACAUGUCAAAAGGUACACGGCCGUUGCGAGACGAGUAUACAGAAAGGUAAUUUAUUUUUCAAAUAACCAAGUCUACCUUCAGUUAUAGUUCAUUGGACUAGCGCUACAAAAAAAAGAAAAAAAAAGAUAUCUGGUGCUUUACUUGGAUGGACUAUGUUACAACCAAAAUGGCUUUUGAAACUGGGAAAUAGUUUGUCAGAGUUCCCUAAAGUUUUUCAGUUCAAGAUUCAAAGUAGAAACUUGGUUCCUUCUUCGGACCCAAACUUACAAAAAUGAUGACAUGUACACAUCGGUCAAAAAGAAAUUGUGUGCCUUCUUAGUGAUCAGCGGAUGAGUAUUUUAUACUCAUCGUCGAGGGCACAAUACAAAUAAAUACAUAAAUAAAUAUAAAAUAAUACUGUAAUAGGUUCCAAAUUUGGAAAGCCUUGCUUUAUUCAGUGUGUCCCAAAAGUCACGAUGCACUCCCGUUUUUCGAAUUGGCCUCGUGAGACCGUCAGCAUUUGGCAAGUUGAGGUGUUGCACGUUUUGUAACUCAAGAUUUUGCUGCCUCUGAUUUUGAGAAGCUUUACGGCCGUCACUCAGCUCCAACGCAUUCCUUUUACGCUAUGCGUGGCACGUUUCUCAAAACAGAAUCUGUUCGGACAAACUCCCAGAGCAUGUUUUUGCGCAAAGCGAGGUAAUGUGUGUUUGUGGGGGUUGGUUAGAAAAACAUCUUGCUGGGUGGCAAUUUUGCAACGCUUCUUCGGUGCUAAUUGGUGAGCCAUGGUCAAGAGAAAGCAAUGCUUACAAAAACUGCAAAGUCUAAGCUCAAGCAUGUUAAUUGGCUCACGUCUGAACGAAUAACCACAAUAGAAAGACAUCAAGUGUUAUCGUGACUUUUAUGACAACCUGUAUUGUGAAAUAAUGUCUUUCCAAACACUCACAAGCUUGCAAAAAAAGGGAAAGGACAAAAAUCCCAUGAUCACCGAGCAGUAAAGAUCCCUUUUUACCCUUCUCUCUCCAUUUUUCUUUUUCAUCGUCAGAAAUCAGUAAGCCAACCACUUUUGACAGGUUGCGGUUGUGCGGUACCUAAAGGUUGGUGCUACUUUCCAGUCUGUUGAUUGUAAAAUAGGAAGUCACAUCAUAUCUCAAAGAAAUGUUGGUUGUUCCCCAUCCUUUUUGUGUUCUCCUGAUGAUGAUGUCAAAAACUAUUUUUGUAGCCAAAGCCUACCCCCUGAAGUUAAAAUCCAAAGGAAUUCAAUAUAUAUACCGCAUUGGUCCGAAUAUAAGACGGUGUAUUUUGCAUUGAAAAAAAGUGGGGGCUGUCUUAUAUUCGGGGUCUAGACAUUAUACCAAUUCACGACGCUAAAUGGCGCCAGAUAUCAUUGAAGCGAAUGCUGAACUUGACUCCCCAAGCCAAAGCGAACCCCUGUCACAAAGAAUAAAAAAAAAUAAAAUAGCGGUAGCACAAAGAAGAAAAAUAAAAAAUAGCAGUAAGAAAGAAAAUAGAGGAAAAUAAUAGAAGAGAUAACAGAAAAUGGAGAAACGUAGCGACAAUCUGGAGAAAAGUGGGUCGAAGAUCGGCCAGGUUAACCGGCAGCUAAGGAGAAGUUAUGGUGUAAACUUCAAGAUGCUUUUUCUCUCAAAUAUAUUGUUAUAAUCAUUUGUUUCAGAUGUAGUGUCAUUAUUGUCUGUAUAAAAAUUAAUUUGGUGUUCAAAAAGUCUUUUUUUCAAACUUGAGUCUUCAAAAAGCGGGGGUCGUCUUAUAAUCAGGGCCGUCUUAUAUUCGGACCAAUACGGUAUAUAUUUUAACCUGGUAAGACCCCUUUUAAUCGGGAGAUCCUUGAAUUAUUACAAACGCACAUCCGUAAUAUAACAUGGCCGCAUGUGCUUUUGCGUCUUCCAUAUAAUACAUCUUUCUCUUUACAGUAUAUUGUCUUUAAAGGAAGUGUUGUGACAGUAGUAGGAUAUAAAACAAAUCCCUUUCGAUAAGAAGUUCCUCCCGUGGCAACUUGGAAAAGUCUCAGAGUCUCAAACGAAGCUACCGCACAGUUACAAAUUGUAUCUUAGUUGGACAGACCUCAAGGCAAAGAAGGGUUAGAAAAAGAUUUGGUCCACCGUAACCGGAAUGCUACUAACCCUUGAGUCCCCCCCCCUCCCACCCAGCCCCCCACAGUUUUCCCUAAUUCAGUAUUUGCUGCCGUACAACCUGAACACUCCCGUAAGGUUCACAAACAUGAGACUUUUUAUCCCUGAAAGAAUAUCUCUUGGCAGCGCUCCUCAAUGAUCUUAAGUCUGAGAAACAAGCAGAAGAGCGGAGUCGUUACUUUUUGUCGAUGUCCUCGUGCCUGAUGAUCUUGUAGGUGAUCCAGUAAAAGACGUUGAAGAUGAGGAAGGCCAGAGGGAAGGCAGCUCGAGAGAUGGUAUCGAUCCUCUUGGCUCGGUCCACAAACUUCUUUUUCAUGUUGUCAGUGUCUUUGGGGACAGACGGCUGAGGGUUUGCGGCCGGAGCAGCAUUCUUAACAGCUGAGCCGUCCUUGCUUGGCAGACACUGGUUCAUAUUGUAGCCAGCGAAAUUAAAGCGUCCGUCACGCAUGUCUUCAUCCUGAACAAAACAAACAAACAAACAAAAAACGUGGACACAUUAAACCUCGGGUGGCAUAAACUACGAAAAGAGGGAGGUUAGGCCAAGUUGAGAUGCAAAGCAAUGGAAUUGGAAAGACAUUUGAGUUUCAGAUCAAAAGAUAAAUACUUUUGUUUAGAACUGAUCAUUUCUUAUUCAUUUAAAAUAUUUUUCAUGUAACGGGAGUGCUCCACACGUUUCCACGCCAUUCCCAAACGGGGCUUUGAACGGAAUGGUUGCCAUAAGACUGCCCCGCCUGACAUCAUGCUGUCUUUCAAUAGCAAACUAUUCGAGACGAAAUUAAGUUGUACACUACCCAUCUUGCCAAAAACGUGAACGUUCAAUCAAUUCGACUCAAUGGCCCAAAUUUGAAACAGAAUUCAAUUGAUCACUUCAAUCAAUAUCAUUUCAACAUCUUUGCAUGUACAGGAUAUGCUAGUAAUGAUAGGUGCUAGCUUAAGAUGGCCAGAAGGCUACUUCAAAGAUGUGUAAAAUAGUUUGAGAUUCAUUUAAUGAAAUUAUAAUACUAUGCAGGACUGGUUGAGACACAUCGUUGUCAAUUUACUUUUCCCAUCGGCUUAAAUCCCCAAACACCAACGGUAAACAGCAUAGAAAUCCAAAUGUUGUUCAGCAAUCUGACUGUUGACAAUGCGUUUCCUAUCUUCAUCGACCCAAUGUGCCUGCGCAAACUUCAGUAAACAAGCGAGGUUGAGAGUCUACCUUGUGAUUCUUCCUUUGUCUUCGCCUCAAGCGGAGGAACUCUUUCUGUUGCCUGGAGACGAAAUUAACCCCGGCAUAUUCGAGCAAUGCCGCAAAUACAAAGAGCAGGCACACCGCCAUCCAGAUGUCAAUGGCUUUCACGUAGGAGACCUGCGGGCAGCGGGAAACAUUUUUUAAUUCCAGCUUCUCCUGUCGGCCAGCGGAUCGAUUGCGCUAUGGCAUAAAAAGAAGUCUUACCUGCCAUGGUUUUUCUAAAUUAAUCACAUUGGAUCAUACUCUACGUUUCUCCGCUUAUGCACACCAAACUAGAGAAGCGAUUCGUGCGGCAUUGAUGUUUGUGUGACAAUAAACGCGCUAGGGACGAUAAUAACCGCCUCAGCCACGAACAAUCGCUGGAUGUUGAUAUCACCCCGUCCUCAUUGUGAGGAAGAUGAAAGCUGUAUGUCAGCGUCACCUCGCCGAUUUAGCACGCGGAACGCCGCAACUCAGCUUUAUGAGACCACUCGAGCGAGUGGCGCCUCUCCCUGGCCUCAUUUUAAAUAUUUAUCACCGCUACGUGUCUUUCAUGUUCGAGACCAUCGACGUGUUUGAUGAGCUGUCCCCCGCUCAUACAGAAACAGACUAAUCACUUCAUGGAUCCUCAAUAUGUACCUCCCUCAUGCCUUUACUACGAACAACAUUGAACAAUUUGCAGGUACGUUUAGAAGCGAGAUAUGCACGAGUCCCCCGGCAGAAUGCUGACUUUAAAAGCCCAGUCUUCAGUCAAAUUGGGAAAACACUGAUCUCUCAGCACGGCGCACCUCACACUUUGCUUGAAAUAGUACAAAGGGAAGAGUUCGUCGAGAGGCAGUUGAUAGAAACUGCACAGGUAACUUCCAGUGCACUGGGAAUUAACAUGACUUUCUCAUUAGCUUCGCGUUUAUUUCGAAAGUAACUUGCGUUGUGAGCUUGGGAUAGAAACGUUGUUCUUAUGCUCAAUUCGAGCUGGCUAAGACUGAAGAUAACUGCAAUGCCGGCCCAAAAGCCUCAUUAAAGCAAAACUGCUUUACCAGGGCUGUAAGGAUUAAAAAAAAAAAAAUUAAAUCCUAAAAUUACUAAAGCCCUUCCUUCCUUUUCUUUUUUUUCUCUCAAAAUCUAUCAUUUAUGAACGCGAACAAUUGUGACAGCUUUAAUACGUGAUGAAAAGCACCACUGAUGUAAUUUAUCACCCCAACUGAAUCUUCCUCAGCUGAAACUGACAUCAGACCGCAAGAGCGUCCGACGUUCGUUGCUGUCGGGUAACAUUUAAAGGAAAGGUGCUUCGAUUCCCAGUCAUCCAGGUCAUGGUAAUCCACAAACGUUGAAUCGUCUACCACGGUGCAACGAUUAUCUGCACUAACUGCACAGCCGUCAUAGUACAGUCAAACCUCGGUUUUCGGACGUCUAGUUUCUCGACCAAUUCGGUAUUCGACCAAAUAUUUCGAGUUUUUUAUGCCUCGGAUGACAAACAAAUUUCAGUUCUCGAACAAACUGAGCGCACUUGAAUGCACCAUUUGACUCCUCUCGCUUUCUUUACACGAGGAAGUGACGCGUCCUCGUGUCGCUUUCCAUUGUGAGCAGACGUGUUCAAUAAACGUGGUUUUGAUUUUCAAACAAUUCGGUUUUGAACAGUGUUCUGGAACGGAUUAUGGACGAAAACCGAGGUUUGACUGUAUAUUGUAUUGCACCACUGAUCUCUGCUCGAUGACUCCGCACAUUGUCGCUUGGUGGUACUACUGCACGACGGUAUCCUUAUAUUACGGAAAGUCUUUCCAUCCUUAUAUGUCAUGUCUUGGUUAAUCGUAGUUGUUUGUUAUUGCGAUACUAGUGCAGCCUAUACUACCGGAGAUAAAUUCUUUUUCUGUGUUCUACAUACUUGGCCAAUCAAGAUGAUUCUGAUUCUGAUUGAAGGCAACAUGACUCAGAAGAGUAGAUGAAAACAUUUCAAAUUCCAUCCAAUUUGGUGAGGAAGUGGAGCGUGAGCCUUUGGAGAACUUAUUACAUCCUGGAGAGGUUCCCAAUCAGAUCUGGAGAAAGGAGUUUUCCCCUAUCGGCGAAUCCCGACAGCAUGUUUGGAAGAACCAUUAGGAGGCAUCACGCAUCCACUGGCAGGUGUUAAAACUUCAAGAGUGUUUUU